Molecule: messenger RNA, 501 nt
Organism: Medioppia subpectinata
Lineage: Eukaryota; Metazoa; Arthropoda; Arachnida; Sarcoptiformes; Oppiidae
Source: the annotation of a GenBank genome assembly
GUUUGACUCGAUGUAUAAAAAGUGUUUCGUUUUUGGCAUUCAUUUGGAAUUCAUUUCAAACUUUAAUUCAUUUUGAAAUUUAUUUUGUAAUUAAUUUCUCAAUUAAUUAUCGCUUUCUUGAGAUCACAUCACAAGACAAUGAACCCGAUGUCCAACUCGUGGCCACUUCUGUGGCUCACAAUCCUAUUGGUGUGUCAGUUGUGGCGAUCGACUCACUGUCUGCGCGAAGGCCAGUGCGAAGUGUGUGUCGGAGUCAUAAACAAACUGAUCAAUCGUUUGGAGGACAAAGAGAAGAGCGAUCACCUCUUGAUUGAAGCCAAGUUCAAAGACCUGUGCUUAGAGUCGAAGAAGUCGGAGAACCGAUUCUGCUAUUACAUCGGAGGACUGGAAGAGUCGGCGACGAAGAUCUUGGGUGAGAUGUCGCGACCGCUGAGUUGGGGACUUCCGGCCGAUAAGGUGUGCGAAAAGCUGAUGAAAAAGGACUCUCAGAUCUGCGAACUC